Molecule: messenger RNA, 1112 nt
Organism: Protopterus annectens (West African lungfish)
Lineage: Eukaryota; Metazoa; Chordata; Ceratodontiformes; Protopteridae
Gene: BAG2
Product: BAG cochaperone 2
Exons: 3
Coding region: 260-898 (212 amino acids)
Biological process (GO): protein stabilization
Molecular function (GO): protein-folding chaperone binding; adenyl-nucleotide exchange factor activity
Source: RefSeq, a predicted model, not a curated record
AUGAUGAGCUCUGUGUAUGUCAAAGUGUCAGACGAGCAGUCAGCAGCAGAAGGCAAAGGAAGAUUCUCUCCUUCUUUGGAAGCAUUUUUACGCAGUAGCUCUUGAGACUUGAAAGGAAAAAGAGAGAGAGAGAGAGAAACAGAGAGACAUACACUCAGAGGAGUGAAAUACCUUAAGACUUUGUAAGUUUGCAAACCAAGGAGGGCUCCAAGGAAAAGACAAAAUUCAGCUGUUCUUUUUGCAGUUUACUAGAGCUAGUAUGGCCCAAACAAAAGUGCAUAGCAAAAUGAAUGAGACAGACAACAGUAGCAAAUUUUUCCGAUCAACUUCCAUGGCUGUGCGUUCUCAUCGCCUGUUGGAAUGUCUAGAUCAACUGGAACUAAGGGUGGAAGCUUUGCGUGAAGCAGGGACUGCGAUGGAACAAGAGAAAGAAAUACUACUCGAGAUGAUCCAAGGGGUGCUGACCAGCCAAGAUAUGAGGCAAAUAAGUGAUGGUGAGAGAGAAGAGCUGAGCCUAACUGCAAAUAGACUACUAGGCCGCACACUAACUGUUCAGAUUUCAGUCGAAACAAUUCGGAAUCCGCAUCAACAAGAAUGUCUUUUAAAUGCUACAAAGAUUAUAGAUGAUAUAGUCAACAAACUCCUGGAAGAUGUAGCAGCUGCUAAAAGUCAGCUGUUGUCUCUUCAGGCUGCCUGUACGUCAGAUGUAAAGUCAGCACCCAUCGAUCAGAAAUUUCAAAACUUGGUCAUAGGCUGUGCUAUUGAAGACCAGAAAAAAAUUAAAAGACGACUUGAGACAUUGAUUCGAAAGAUUGACACCUCUGAAAAAUCAAUCAGUUUACUAGAUCCCCAGGGUCAGAUGCCACCUGCUCUGAAUAACUGUAGCAAACAGAAGUAGAAGAAUGGAGUACAAUUUUGCUGCAACAAGUAAACAAGUUGAUACCUCUAAAUAAAAAAAACCUGUACACAGUGAAAAAAGACAGUGUUCUUCAUUCUGUUAACUGGUAGAUUUACAACAGAAUAAUGCCGAAGAGCAUCAUAAAUCAUGACUGCAGCUGAAUAAAAAUCGAUGCAGAGCUGGGAAGUAUAUGUAGCCUUAGCUACAUAAAUAG